Rhinichthys klamathensis goyatoka is the source of this 2424-nucleotide messenger RNA. It is a transcript of the gene foxf2a, whose product is annotated as forkhead box F2a. NCBI's taxonomy places the organism in Eukaryota, Metazoa, Chordata, Actinopteri, Cypriniformes, Leuciscidae. The coding region runs from base 842 to 2002 and encodes 386 amino acids. Gene Ontology annotation, biological process: regulation of transcription by RNA polymerase II; animal organ morphogenesis. The transcript has 2 exons. Gene Ontology annotation, molecular function: RNA polymerase II cis-regulatory region sequence-specific DNA binding; DNA-binding transcription factor activity, RNA polymerase II-specific. Gene Ontology annotation, cellular component: nucleus. The record is from RefSeq and is a predicted model, not a curated record.
GCUUAACUUGACGAGAUGCUCAACCAGGUCACUGCCUUACGCGCUCACAUUCUUCUCUCUUUGGCGAAGCAACGAACCUUUACUUCGCACGUUAUCCGGCUGUUCUUUCGUUGGUCAAACGCGCGAGCAAUACUCACAAGAAGUGCGUUCCUAUUUCAACCUCCCAUCUAUUAGUGCCAGAACUCUCACCAAAACACGCCAUUAAUUACUGGAGGUCUGACAGCGUUCGCCCCGGUGUUUGGCGUGUGGCGCUGUUGAUUGAAAUGUCGGACUAGGCUUGAUAAAUGGCGUUAUUGCGUGUAUUUAGGUUGUCAGAGGGGAGGUGGGGAGUCUCUCCACUCGGACUCUGCACAGCCUCCUGCCAGACCGAUAGCUGGAGGCAUGCCAGACAUGGAAAGGGGUGGGUCUCCACAGUUUGAGGAGAUUUCUUGGGAGGAAUUUAGUGGGGAUCUAGAGGGCAGAGAGAGAUUUACGAAUUGAUAGGUGGUCGCGUUUUGUUUGGCCGCACGUCUUUGCGCCAGAAGACUCUGGAGCAUUGAGUUUCCUUCUCUUAAAGGAUUAGUCCUCACGAUGGCCACCAAGAGACUAAGGAGGGGUCGCUAUCCUGGCGACACACAGCUGGUGGCUUCAGCGAGGAGCGCGUCCUGCGAGCAGAGCACAGUUGUGGCGCACUGACCUCGGCCGCCUUGAAGAGGAGUCACAGCAGGCUUUUAACAGAGAUUUUCUUGGAGUACCUAUCGUUUUCUCUUUUCUUUUCUAGCCUGGGGUGCGUUUGACUCUUUUUUUUUUUUAAAAGACUGACCCCGUCGUUUUACAUCCAUUCAGCUGCAAGGCUUUAGCAAUGACGACGGAAAGCCCUCAGCAACAGCUUGACCCGCCGCCUCCCCUCAGAUCCAGCCCGGCGUCCAGCGGCGCGAUGCACUCGGCGCUUCAGAGCACACAGACCGCGCUGGAGAGCACGACUGCGACCGGCGGCACCAAAGGCAAAAAGUCCAACUCGGGCAUGAGACGCCCUGAAAAGCCACCUUACUCCUACAUCGCUCUUAUAGUCAUGGCGAUACAGAGCUCUCCGACCAAAAGGCUGACGCUGAGUGAAAUCUAUCAGUUCCUCCAGGCUCGCUUCCCGUUCUUUAGGGGUUCCUACCAGGGCUGGAAAAAUUCCGUCAGACACAAUUUGUCUCUCAACGAAUGUUUCAUCAAACUUCCCAAGGGCCUCGGGCGGCCGGGUAAAGGCCAUUAUUGGACGAUCGACCCCGGCAGCGAGUUCAUGUUCGAGGAGGGCUCUUUUCGACGCAGGCCCCGCGGUUUCCGAAGGAAGUGCCAGGCUCUCAAACCCAUGUACCGCAUGAUGAACGGGAUCGGCUUCGGGGCUUCAAUGCUGCCGCAGAACUUUGACUUCCAGUCGCCCUCCUCGUCUCUAGCUUGCCACACCAACGGCUAUAACCUGGACAUGAUGACAAAUGCGGUGCCUGGCGUUCACGCGGGUUACGAUGGCCUUAGUGCAGGGCAUCAUGUCUCACACAUGUCAUCGAGUCCGGGCUCCACGUACAUGACGGCGUGUCAAGUCGCUUCUAACGGCGAGUACGGGCCGGACAGCAGCAACAGCCCGCUUCACUCGCCCCCGGCGGCCAUGAACGGCUCUCUGGAGUGCCACUCGCCGUAUGGAGCCGCAUCGGCACACUGGGCUUCAUCAGGAGUGUCUCCUUACAUUAAACAGCAGCCACUGACCUCCAGCAGCCCGACCUCCUCUGGAUUACACUCGAGCAUGCCUCCGUACGCCUCUCUGGAGCAAAGCUACCUGCAUCACAACGGCAGAGACUCGGCCGACAUCUCAGGAAUGUCUCGAUACCAGAGCCACUCAUCGCCAGUCUGUGACAGAAAAGACUUUGUGCUGAACUUCAACGGCAUCACAUCGUUUCAUCCCUCCAGCAGUGGAUCCUAUUAUCACCAUCAGCUGCACCAUCAGGGAGUCUGUCAGGAUGUCAAGCCAUGCGUUAUGUAAUUUCAAAUCAUAAAUCAUCACGUACGGACUGAGCUCGGAAAUGACGAGAUCGUGUGUGUGUGUGUGUGUGUGUGUCUGCUUGAUGCACAUCAUCAGUUAUCGACGAAGAACAAAUGAUCUCACUGAGAGAAACCAUGAAGGAAAAAAUGAACUGAUCGGAACUGAGGACUCCAGAGGGAGUGAUGGAAAGCUUAUUAAAUAUAUUUACUAUCUCGGAAAAACCUCGAAACUUCUGCAAAAAAAAAAAAAAGGAGACACGAAAAACGGGUUUAUCCCAGUCCAUAAUCAAUAGCCAAGUCUUUUGUAUGAAUUGAGCACAUUUGCAAUGAGGAUGAGAGGGGGAUAUGUUCAAUAACUGAGCAUAAUAAAGUUGUAGUAAAAUGAAAACGUGUUAUUUUAGAUGCACUCAGCAACACCGCGCG